AUGAUAUCCAUUGCAUUGGAUAUCGCACUGGACUCUUUGAUAAGAUUUGCAACAUUUUUAUCCAGAGCACGUCUAUUCCACGAACACUACAUCACAGAAUGGCUAGGAGAUAUGGUAAUUAUCGAAUACGACAGUGAAUUAAAGACUUAUAGACUUCCCAAAAAACAUGCUUGCAUCAACUGGAAAGCUGGUCCUGAUAGCUUGGCCGUCUUUGUUCAAUACACUCGGUUCUUGGAUCAGUAUCGUCUUCCCCGACUACUGGAUAGUUUUGAGAAGGGAUGUAAACUGUCAACGUUGGCUGUGGACGCGGUCUUAUCUAUAUUAAACACUUUCCGAAUAGCACUUUCCGAAGAAGUGGAUGAAUACGAUGUUACUGUCAUUGACCCAAUGAUAGUGUUGAUGCAAGAUAUUAAUACUUCAACUGAUCUUGAAAAGAACGUCCUUCAUCCUUUGGGUCCUUCAUUGUAUACUAUUAGCACAAUGUAUUUCAUGGCGGUCUCUUUGGCACAUAACGGAAUGGAAUUGGGAACUUGUUGGAGCGGGAGGUUGGCAACUCUUAAACAGUUAAAAAAUGUUAAGUCUGAAAAUGUUUAA
Paraglomus occultum is the source of this 594-nucleotide messenger RNA. The record is from the annotation of a GenBank genome assembly. NCBI's taxonomy places the organism in Eukaryota, Fungi, Glomeromycota, Glomeromycetes, Paraglomerales, Paraglomeraceae.